CAGGCAAACUAACCGAUAUGACGAGAGAGGUACACACGGCACAAUGCAGUUAGCUAGCUGAGAUAGUAAAUGCGAUUUAUUGCGCGCAUUUCCACGUCUACGAAGACAUAAACAACUAUUUAAAGUCGUGCGGUGACGCGAAAAAAAAUCCCGAUAUAGUUUUUGUUAUUCGUUAUUGGGCUAACGUGACUCUUUAAACUUGCUAAUAGCUAGCUAACUGCAUAGCAAACGAAGUUAGCUGUAAUGUAACGCUGUGCAGGUCGUUAACAAGCGACGUGUGAGUUACUUUGCUGUUGACUCGGUUGAGGUUUUAGUUGGUCGACUUUGGCGGAGAUCGAACGUCUUGUGAGCAGCUCCAUGGAAGGAUGACUUAGCGUUGAAGGUUUUAAAAAAAAAAAUAGCAAUACAAAUCGAGAGGCUCGUGUCACGACGGAGCCACAUGCGGAUGUUGGUGUAGUCUAGUUCCGACUGAGGAGAGUUUUGAAAGAACGAGACGGGAGCGAAUAAUGAAAGUCAUGGAGAAAAAUGUGAUGCGUUUAGUGGCUGUGCAGCAUCUUCGCGCAGCCUACGGUAUCAAGACAAAGAACUGGAACAAAAACAAAGCAGCCAGCUGCAAGUCGACAGCCAGCAACAACAACUCGACAAAGGUAUUCGGAGUAUCUCUGGAGAGCUUACCUUACUAUAAUAUGGAAAGUGGAAGUGUGCCAAGCUUUCUUGUUGAUGCGUGUAUGGUGCUGCUGGCACAUGUUGACACAGAGGGGCUGUUCAGAAAAUCGGGCUCCGUCAUUCGCCUGAAAUCACUCAGGGCCAGACUGGAUGCGGGUGAGGAGUGUCUGUCCACUGCCCUUCCAUGUGAUGUAGCCGGCCUGGUCAAGCAGUUCUUCAGGGAGCUGCCAGACCCUGUGCUCCCCACAGAGCUGCAGGAGGCUUUCCUCAAAGCCCAGCAACUCCCCACCGAAGAGGACAGGACCUCUGCCACCAUGCUGAUGUCUUGUGUACUGCCUGAUAGAAAUCUCGGUGUCCUGCAUCACUUUUUUGACUUCCUCUAUAACGUGUCUAAGAGGAGUGAAGAGAAUAAGAUGGACAGCAAUAACCUGUCUUUAAUAUUAGCCCCCAACCUCCUUCACUCUGGAGAUGGCACAGAGAAGAUGAACGCCAACACCGAAAAACGCCUAAAGCUCCAGGCAGCUGUAGUUCAGUGCUUCAUAGAGAAUGCCCCAAACUUUGGUGUGUUACCGCAGUUCCUCGUGACAAAGGUUCCAGCCAUGAUGGGCUGUGAAGCAGAUAUUCUGUCACCCACUUACAACGAACUCAGGGAGCUGGACAUAAACUCAGGGAUGAAAAGGAAAUGCAGACGCAGCUUCGGAGUCUUUUCUUCUGCAACUCCUGUGAUUGGAACGCCCACAUCCAAGCGCAAGCUUCCUUUGGAGUCGGGUCACUCGUUUGGUUUCUCAAACAAGAAACGCAGAUCUGUCAAAAAGAACCUGGGCAUGGAUUUACUUCCUAAUAUGCUGUUCCACGGAGCAUCCACUCCUGAUUCAGUUUCCAGUGCCUCCGGGGUCUUGGAAUCUUCACAAAAUGCCCCGUCCCCUGCGGGGAGGUCAAGAAGACAUUCAGCGACCUCUGUGAGGAGGAAGAGCCGACGACUUAGUAGCAGACAUGCUGUCAACAGAGUGGAAUCUGGAAGAACCGGCUGCUUUUCUCCCAAAGUCGGCAAGAAAGAAGCUCCACGCAAGUCUCUGCGCUUGCGCUUUAGCCUGGGGAAGAGCAGCAAAGAUGCUGGUUCUGGGUCCAUUGGCUGGCGUCUUGCCAAGCAGGAGAGCACCACCGGUUUUCAUUUCACCAAAGAGACAGACUUCAGUCCUUCAGCUGCUCCGAGGAAAACAGAAUGCAAGAACGCCAAGUACAUCAGUAAGUCUGAGGACAACCUGCUGACUCCCCUGUGCGACUCAAGUGUCCACCAGAUUUCCUGGAGCGGGGAGACUCCCGUAGGAGCCAAAGCUUUCUGCACCGCGUCGUUCACAGAUACACCCAUGAGCAUGUGCCUUAAGAACACCUGCGUGUCCGAGCCUGCCAUCGUCGUCUCAAAGUCCCCGGCAUUAACCUGCCUCCCCAAGAAGCUGUGCUGUGCUUCCAGCUCCGAGAGCCUCGACAGCGAAAGCUCCAUCACUGAGCCCCGAAACCAGGGUCCCGCCCUGCUGAAGAUCAAGAAGGUCUUCACAGAGUCGGGACGUGACCUCCAGGCUGCCGUACAGGACUUCUGCAGCCCCGCUGCAGCAAAAGCACCAGGUGGCACCACAGUCCUUCCGCCAGGGACGCCUGUGGCCACAGUUCUGUCCGUAGCCCCCGAGGCCUUCAGUUGUCAGACUAAGCAGAGCUUUCUGGCUCAUGAACAGAACAUUACCUUUAGUCAGUUUGAGAUCGCUGCUUUGUCUCCGUUGCAUAUUGAUAGUGUCCUGCUUGAAUCCAGUGUGUAUUCUAGUCCAGUGUUAAAGGUGGCCGAUAAAGGUUCUCCAGGUGCAGCUCCUCUCCGUAGUCCUCAUAGCUCCAUGCUGGGAGAUGGUGAAAAUGAGAUGGAGCAGGUCAACUGCAGCAGGUUGAUUGACGCCCUGGACAUCCAGAGCCCUGCACACUUCAGACAGGACGUCGCCUCUGGGCUGCAGUCCACUCCGUUCAAGCUGGAACUCGCCUUCAGACAUGAGCUUGGUACGCCGCCCAGAGACGGUACUACAGUCGGCACGGUACAUGACAAAGACGAGUUCUCCCCGGAGAUCUGUACCAAAGCCCCACACCUGCCGCCGCUGUCGCCGCACAGCCUAGAGGCUGAGAAGCGGCGAGUGGCCGACCACAUUCAACACUUCAACAAACUCACCCUUCACUCUCCCAGAGGCUCAAAGAUCAAACACAUCCGCUCACCGCUGAAGUUCCAGCGCACGCCCGUGCGUCAGACGGUCCGCAGGAUCAACUCUCUUGUGGGAGACGGCAGAAGACCCGGGAGGGCUUCCACCACCAACCAGAUCAGUCAGGUCGUGAAGGCGGUGAGCCUGGAGAGCGGCCUCUCCCCACAUCCACAGCUUCGUCCUUUCGGCGAAGAAGAGCCACCGCUGGCGCGGGCCAACAGCGUGCGUCACAAAAAGAAACCGCCUCCCGUGCCACCAAAGAAGCAGAGCACCUUGGCCCGCAAGCCCACGUCCUGCGCUUUAGGCGACGUGACCAACAAAGUCCAACCAAAGACCAAAGUGGACUCUUCUGUCCCCGAGUCGACGGAAGCUAAGAAGCCUCCAGUGCAGCAGGUGGCAGAAAAAGAAAUGAACCAUUAUCGAGGUUCACCCAGAAACCCUCUGAACCAGGCACGCCUGAUGUCUGCUACCAAGCCUGUAGACUUAUAGAACUUUUUAUUUUUUUACUUUUUUUUUUGUUUCCUCACUAUGCAGGUCUCUGGUCAAACUGAUUGACAAUAAACAUUCCAGCUUCUAUUGUCCAGAUUUUCAGGGUUUUAAUUUAUUUUUUUUAGCUACAGUAGGUGCUGUUUAUGUUGUGUUAAGGGGCCUUUAUUGGGAGAUGUUAAUAUGCCUUAUUUGUUUUUACUUAAAACAAGUCUAAAAAAAAACUAAGUUUGUCUUCUUCACACCAGCCAACAAGAUUAUUAUGCUCCGGAGUUUAAAAUAGCGAUUCAUUUACAGGCCAAAUGACGUGAUGUGACUGAGGGUAUGACUGGAAAGACUUUGAUCGAGACGUAUGCUUUUUAUUUAUGCAUUUUCUAUCUUAUCCUUAGUUAGAUGUUUACUGAAGUUUGAGGUUGUCUUUAUGUCGGAAGUUUGUUGUCUUACAGUUUUUCUCGUGAGCGGAGAAGAAAAAAAAAUGCACCUUUUUGUUGGAUUUCUUGAAAGAAAAAAAAAACCAAGCAGUAUUGAUGAAAUCAUCUGUCUCUAUUGCAGUCCAUUGAUUUCACAACCAUCAAACUGUAAGAUUUUGCCUUGUGAAACUGCUUCAGAUCAAUAAAAUCGGACUACAUGUAA
Molecule: messenger RNA, 4019 nt
Organism: Solea solea (common sole)
Lineage: Eukaryota; Metazoa; Chordata; Actinopteri; Pleuronectiformes; Soleidae
Gene: arhgap11a
Product: Rho GTPase activating protein 11A
Exons: 11
Coding region: 507-3389 (960 amino acids)
Biological process (GO): signal transduction
Source: RefSeq, a predicted model, not a curated record